AUGAUAUUGCAGAGUUCUAAAGCUGAAAAUUCCUUGUCAUUGUAUUGGGAAGAGCAUAUUGGUCUUCCACACCCUCCACAUUGGUUAGUUGCAAAGACUUCUCCAUUAAGCCCCCAUCAAAUGGCAAUGUUUAUGAAACUUAUGGAAGAAAAUGAAUUGACAUUCCACCUACCUUCAUUUUGUAAGCAGGCUAAUGUUGCUUGUUCUACAAAUGUGUUGGUGAAGAAGACAACAAACAAUAGAAUCCUGCGACCAAUAGCUAAAUGGAUUUCUAACAAACUAAAAUAUUCACUUCCAAAUGAAACACCCCUUUCGGUUGCCAGCCAAGGGGGAUUGCCAUAUUUCUGGGAGUCAAUAGUGAAAGAGAGAGGUCUCAUGCCUGUCCCUGAUCUAAGGGAUCCAAUGUCAUUUAAGUCCUUCAUCCCACGAUCUCUGGCAUUAAAAAUUCCAUUUUCCUUUGCUCAAAUCGAGGAAUUGAAGAAGCUUUUUGGCGUAGUAGAUGAAUCAAACAUGGAUGAGUAUAUUCAAGACACCCUCAAAAUAUGUGAGAAAUGCUCCAUUCUAGAAAAUCAGUGCUUCUGUUCAACUCACGGUGAGGAUCUCAUUGAUUUUAUUGUCAAAAAAUUAGGGAACCGUUUACGCAUAUUUGGCACUGAGAGUGUCGAAGGAUCUUAUGAGAAUGUCACAAUUGGAGCUGUAAAACUCAUCCAUGGAAACCUCACCAAACCACCAGCCUUAUGUGAUAGUCAACCAUUCCCAUUUCAAGUCUAUUAUUGCCAUGUUUUACGGAAAGUUAAAGUAUAUGCCGUUGAAAUGCAUACUCGGAUAAAAGUGAAUCAUGCUAUCAUGGCAUGCCAUUAUGAUACAUUAGUUGGAAUAGAAACCAUAUUGCUUUUCAGUUGUUGGGCUUUGUGCCAGGGCUAG
This is a messenger RNA of Macadamia integrifolia, 924 nucleotides long. RefSeq names its product polygalacturonase-1 non-catalytic subunit beta-like. The record is from RefSeq and is a predicted model, not a curated record. Lineage: Eukaryota; Viridiplantae; Streptophyta; Magnoliopsida; Proteales; Proteaceae. The transcript has a single exon. Bases 1 to 924 code for a protein of 307 amino acids.